AGACGCGGAGACAGAGACUGAGGAGGCGUCAAAGGAGCAAGGCGAGGAGAGCAGGGACGGUAAAGCCGAAGACAUGAGAGAGAAGGCCGGCGGCAAAGCAUCCGGGAAGAGCAGAGACAAGAGCAAAGACGCAGACUCCCAGAAAUCCCACAGCGACAAACAGCACAUCCAACAGAGAGCCAGAGAGAGGCUGAAAGAAGAAUACUCCCUGGAGGACUCAGACUUGGAUGGUUUGAGUGACAUCACAGUUAGCUCAGUGCAUACCAGUGACCUUUCUUCUUUUGGUGAGGAGAGUGAUGAAGAUCCGCCUCCCUCUGACUCCACUGAGGAGGGAGAGAUAACCUCAGAGGAUGAGAAAGUGCAGAAGAAGGAACCCAAUGAUGUUACGGAUGAGAAUAAAGAACGGAAGCCCCGCGGGGCACGCCAAGGCUACGUGCACAAGCCCUUCCUCUACUCCCGUUACUAUAGCGACUCUGACGACGAGGUCACCGUGGAGCAGCGUCGGCGCUCUGUCGCCAAGGAUAAAGAAGAACGCUUAUUGAAGCGUCAGCAGAAUCGUGAGCGGAUGGAGGAGAAACGCAGACAGAAGGCAGCUCAGACAGAAGAGCAAGAUGACGAUAAGAUGGAAGCUGCCUCACACAGUCAGGAGACUCAGGGCCCCAGGGCGAAAGAGGCACGUAAAGAGAGGAAAGUUCUGGAAAAGAAGAUGGCUCUCAGUCAGAAGAGGAAGAGAGAUUCAAGAAAAGAGAAUGUUUUAAGCAACAAGAAGAAAGGAGAUUCUGAAGGAGAAACACUGAAGAAGGAGGAAGCGGUGAAAGUGACUAAGAAUCAGCCUGUAAAAGCAGUGAGAAGAACCUCUGAAGCAGAGGAAACACGCAGGAGGAGGAGCAGCAGCCAACUGGAGGAAGCCAGCGAGCCACGGAAAGCCCUGGACAAGAACCAGACACAUUCCUUCAUCCUGGACUUAGAACAGGGCUCAGAGGAAGCCCUCCGCCACAGACACUCAGGGAAAACGGACCGACACCCGCGCAAGGAGGUGCACCCGAAAGAGAAGGAAAGGAAAGAGAAAGAGAAGGAUCGCAGCCUCUCGGAUGAGCGAUCCAAACACAAGCAGAAAACAGAGAACAGGAAAGGGGGAGAGAUUCAGGGAGACGACAGAGAAGGUGUGAGAGGAGCAUCCGAUGACAGAGAAAAGAAGAGCUCAAAGAUCAAAGUGGAUAGAAAGGACUCAGUAUGCGGCAGGGAGGCCGCGGAGGAGGGGAAAAAAGGGAAGAUAUCCUCCGACGCCCCGAAAGAGAGAGAGAAAACAGAGAAGGGCAAGGGAGAGAAAGCUCCAGUGAAGAACGACUUGAGACAGCAACACCGUCUAGACUCUACUGGCUCUUCAGAGGAACGCUCUGAGGUUGAACUUGGGUCAGAGGGCACCAAGAGGAAGGACAAACAUCCUAAAGACAUUCUGAAGAGAUCAAAGAGUCACACAGAAGUGAAACACCCCGAAAAGGUCAAAAACAGGUCAGACAGUAAGGAUUCUGGGUCGGCUGAGAGAGAGAAAUCCAAACCCGAUCAGAGUGGCGCCGAGCCCCAGAAAUCCAUGUCAGAACCUGAAAGCGAUAGUCGAAAGUCACGGGAGACUGAGGCUGGAUCAAAGGUCAAAACAGUGCUGGAAAAAUCUAAAUUGAAAUCGAAGGAGGAGCUGAAAUCCCAACCCUCUUUGAGCAAAUCGGACAGGAAAUCUUCAGUUCAGGAAAGCAAGAGCAAAGGAGUGAUGCCCGCCAGCAAACCAGACUCAUUGAAGGAUCGAAAGAAAGACGGAAGCAUGAAAGAAGAGAGGAGGACCUCGGAGGAUCAAAUGGUCGAGAAAACAAAAGAGGGCAAGUACGGCAAAAAAAUGAAUGAGAAGAAAUCCACCGAGGGAAAGAAAGCGGAGGAGAAUCAGAAAGGAUCAGAGACAGAGGAGAAUCAACUUGAAACUGCAGCCCAGUGUGAGGCUGAUCCAGUCACUGCCAUCAACGAUACCCCUGCCCACGUUUCAGAUAACACGUAUGACGCCCUGAGUGAUGUCACCCCCGAACCUGAGGAUGAGGAGUGUGAACCGCACCGACUCUCCACCGAAGCUGACGCUCUCCUCAGCCUGAUGGACGUUUGCAUCUCGACAGCAGGAAGUGAUGUCCCUGGAACGGCUAACAGAGAGGAAGAGGAGUUGUCUCUCCAGGAAGCUGACUUGAAGAUGAAAGAAGCCGCUUUGACGCUGCUCUCCAUGGACCCAGAAAUGUCCGUGUCUCCAAGCCUAGUUGCGAUGGAAACGAAGCAGCUUGUCAUGGAAAUGCAACAGACCACCAUGGAUACGCAGCAGCUUGUCAAAAUGGGUACGGUGCAGGUCACCGUGGAUACCACACAGCCAGAGCCUUCUGUGGUUGACCUUGCCAGUGAAGGACAUUUAGCGAAGUCCGGGGAUUCACAGACAGAUACUGAGAACGAUGCUCUCACUCAAUCCUCUGCUCAGGAUGAGCCAUCAGACAGAAAUCAGACUCAACAUGAUGAGGCUGAUUUAGGUGUGGAGAAUAUGGAGACUGAGUCAGUCACACCAGAGAGAGUCACCUCGGAAGAUGUGAGUGAUGGCGUACAGACCACAGAAACAAAACCAGGUGAAGUUUUGCCUGAGCCUUUGUCACCUGUCAGUACAACAGAUGACGGACCCCCCGGUCAGUCUGAAUCGACUCUAGCACACAGUGAGCGGCCAGAUGAAUCGUCUGACAACAUUAAGACAAAUGAAGAUGACUCAAAGACCAGUGAGCCAUACAAUCAAGCCUUGAUUGAUGCUGACCCCAUGUGUUCAGAGCCUGAGGAGAGACAGGCAAGCUCCACAACAUUGGAGACUGUCACUGGGGUUUCGGAUGUUGGGGUUUCGGAUGUUGGGGUUUCGGAUGCUGGGGUCUGUGGGACAGCCGACUCUGGGGCUGCAGAUAUUUUGGUUGAAAAUUGUGACAAACUCCAAGUAAAGACUGUUGACACUGAGACAAGGGAAGACCAGAACAAGACAUCUGAGGAAGUAGUGCAUUCAGAACCUGCUGGCGUGGAUGAGGCCACAGAGACACAAAACAGUCACCAGGCAAAACUAGUCAAGCAAGCCAGUAAUGCAUCUAAAUCAGAUGGACAGGACGAGGACAAAGGCUCAGAUGUGUCAGAAUUGGAUGAACAAACUGAGGGGAGAGUGACCCGUAAAGGCAGAUCAUCCAAUCAGAGAGCAGCUGCUGUUAAGAGUGGUGGCAAAGCCAAGAGGGAUCAGGAAAUCAAAGAGACCGGCAAUGACCAGCAAGCCACUCCUCAAGAAGAGGGGAACGACGUGACCACAGAGACGAGAGCUCCGCGCCGAGGGAGGUCAUCCAAAACGACACCUCCUCCCCUGAGAGAGACACGCUCAGCAUCUCAGUCCAAAGAGGAGGAGACAGGACAGGAGGAGCAGAAGGGUGGCAGAGGUCGGAGGUCAGCUGCACAGACCAAAGACAAUGUCACAGCCAAUCCUGCCCUUAAAAGGAAACGGUCAGAAGAAACUGAGGAUUCUGGGAAGGAUGAGGACAGACAGGAAGAGGAUUCUGCCAAACGAGCUCGAGAUGAUACUGGAACAGACAUGUAG
Messenger RNA from Chanos chanos (milkfish), 3634 nucleotides. It is a transcript of the gene bod1l1, whose product is annotated as biorientation of chromosomes in cell division 1-like 1. NCBI's taxonomy places the organism in Eukaryota, Metazoa, Chordata, Actinopteri, Gonorynchiformes, Chanidae. The transcript has 23 exons. The record is from RefSeq and is a predicted model, not a curated record. The coding region runs from base 74 to 3634 and encodes 1186 amino acids.